AUGUUAUCUCCCAACCCACUCUCUCUACUCUGUGCAUUACUUCUCUGCUUACCUUUAGCCGUCAUAUUCACCACCACCGCAAACCACAAACAUGCCACAACCGCUAACCCCAUCCACGUCAUCCUUAACAAACCAAACCCAAAUCUCAAAAACAUUAGCAUCUCCGAAAAACCCAACAACAAAUUACAGCAACCAGCGUCGCCACCGCCACCGGACGACGAUGACUUGCUGCUAUUCAGGGUAGCCACCCAAGUGAGUGCGAAACCCACUUGGCCCAAAAAGAUAGCUUUCAUGUUUCUAACCACCACGCCCCUCCCAUUCGCGCCACUCUGGGAAAUUUACUUCAACCAAACACACACGAAACUUUUCAACGUUUACGUUCACGCCGACCCCACUUUCUCCUACCACCCACCCUUCUCCGGUGUCUUCUCCAACCGCGUCAUCCUUUCUAAACGUACACAGCGGUUCUCUCCCACGCUUGUCGCGGCGGCGCGUCGCUUACUCGCCAACGCGCUCAUCCACGACCCUUCCAAUUCCGUCUUCGUGCUCCUUUCUCCCUCCUGCAUUCCCCUCCACUCCUUCAAUUUCACCUACCACGCGCUCGUUCACUCCGGCAAGAGCUUCAUCGAGAUCCUUGCCAAUGAGACCGGUAGUUAUGACCGUUGGGCGGCGCGUGGACCUCACGCGAUGCUGCCUGAGGUGAAGCUUGAGGAGUUCCGCAUUGGGUCGCAGUUUUGGGCGCUGACACGUCAGCACGCGAGGCUUGUUGUGAGUGACAGCACGCUUUGGCCCAAGUUUAACGUGCCGUGCGUACAGCGUGACACGUGUUACCCCGACGAAAAUUAUUUCCCUACCCUUUUAAACAUGCGGAUGCGGGACCCUGAGGAGUGCGUGCCCGCCACGCUCACGCACGUGAAUUGGACGGGGCGUGUGGAUGGACAUCCUAGGACGUACGAGGCGUGGGAAGUGGAGCCCGAACUGAUCUUGAGGAUGAAGUCAGAUAUGCCUAGGUACGGUGACGGUAACGGUAACAGACGCCGUGAUCCGUUUUUGUUCGCAAGGAAGUUCGCCGCCGACGCACUGCAACCGUUGAUGAGAAUUGCAAACGACGUCGUUCUUCGUGAUUAG
Gastrolobium bilobum is the source of this 1128-nucleotide messenger RNA. Its product is annotated as glycosyltransferase BC10-like. The coding region runs from base 1 to 1128 and encodes 375 amino acids. Gene Ontology annotation, molecular function: glycosyltransferase activity. Gene Ontology annotation, cellular component: membrane. The record is from RefSeq and is a predicted model, not a curated record. NCBI's taxonomy places the organism in Eukaryota, Viridiplantae, Streptophyta, Magnoliopsida, Fabales, Fabaceae. The transcript has a single exon.